UACUGUUUUGACACGAGGCAAACCGUAGGACCGGCUCUCAGCGCUCGACGAGUUUCGAGUCUCAGGAUUUUUGAUCGCAACUCUUCCAUCAAUUGCGUUUGCUGCUUGCUGGAGCCGGGAUCAGGUGGAGGUGGAGCGAUCGAUGGACUUGGCGACAGCAUCCAAUUGGAGACUUUUUCUUCAGCAGCAAUUCUCUCGUAGAGUUUACGGCCAGCUGACAAGCCACUCUCCUGAGUUGUGGUAGUUGUAUCGUCCUCCAUUUUCGCUAUGACCUCACUGAUUUUCUCCAAUCUCGUCGACCGUACCUCCAGCAGAUCGUAUUCGAUCGUACUCGUCUUCAUCAAGCUCACCAGUUUCCGUAAGUUUCUCCAAAUGCCCGCCAGUCAUCACAGCAGCCGUAACAUUUCCCACAUAGGAAAUUCUAAGAUGACUCGAUCCCAGGUGAACUAGCAGGCAGCCGAAAAAGUGAAGUUAUCGUAGACGAAUUAAGCAAUAAUUGGUUCAGAACAGUUUGAAUUGUUUUCGGAAGUUCAUAGUUGGACGAACCAUCCACCAUGCCGAAAAUAUCGCCGCAAUGGAUCCGACGAAUACAUAGUUUGUUGCGAUUUCCCGACGUCUCCGAAAAUCCCACUUGAACUCGAUCUUGUGAUUGAGCUCCGAUAUCGUACAAUGCCACUGGUUUUUUGUGAGUUCGCCUUAACGUUCCGGAAUUCAGAUUGAGAGCAGGAUUGCACGUGAGGUCCAGUUGCUUCAAUGCUGGUCCGGUGGCUAUAGAGCUUGUGUGAGCUCCGAGAGCAUUGUUUGAUAUGUCGACGGUCUGGAGCGUAGGCGAGACGGACAAAUCAGGGAUAGCUUUGAUCCGAUUCGAGUGAGCUUUGAAAAUCUGCAAGGCAGGGAGAUCGAAGAUUGAGGACGACAAUGUAGUGAGUUCGUUGGAGCUGAGAUUUAACUCUUCUAACAUGGUAAGUGAGCCGAGAGCACUGUCAUCGAAAUAUCUCAAUCUGUUAUGGGAGAGGUCGAGUAUUUUGA
Haemonchus placei is the source of this 1029-nucleotide messenger RNA. Lineage: Eukaryota; Metazoa; Nematoda; Chromadorea; Rhabditida; Trichostrongylidae. The record is from the annotation of a GenBank genome assembly.